AUGAAUGAAACUUUUGAAUAAUGCCUGUCAAUGCAAUCAGGUAAAAACAAGCGUUAACGAAGUCCGUUAUAAGUCAAAUUUGUAACUUAACGUAGUUUCUAAGCAACUAAAUAAGCUAGCUCUGAGAAUGAAUAGCAACGAUUACUCUUGGAUUAUUCAAGAUAAGGAUUAGCAAAUUUUAACGUAAAGUUUGGUUUAUGAUAAAAGGAUUCAAUGAUUUGGAAUGGUCUUUUAUAUCUAAUGUUGAAUGAAAAUAAACUAAAAGAGUUUGAUAUGAAUAUUUUGAAAAAAAUCCCAUAACUAUAAAAUUUGUCAUUAGAAGAUAAUUAACUUUAGAAUUUUGGGCCAAUUGAAUAUAAUGAUGUUCCAAAAUUAUCAAUUCUUAAUUUAGCAAAGAAUUUGUUAAAAUAAAUUGAUCCUUCUUUAUGUAAAUUACAUCUAAAGAAAUUGUUUAUAUAAUAAAAUUAGUUUACUAUUAUAACUAAAUAAAUAUUAGAGUUAAAUAGUACUUUAGAAGUAUUAGGAUUAGGUUGGGGAAUAUUUUGUUAAUCAUAAUUUGAUUUUCUUUUGGAAGAUUAGAAAUUAAAAGUAUUUUUCACAUUGGUAGAAGCAAUUUCUGAUGAGUUAACAUUUGAAUCAUACAUAAUGAACUAUAAAUCAAUCAGUAAUGCGAUUACUGUUACUUAAGGAGAUAUUCUGAAUGAUAGCAUAAGUACAAAAAACCUUACCUCUCAAUAGAUUCUCAAAACGAGCAACUCCUGACCCAAAUUAAGGAGUAGCUGAAUUACCAUUCACUUGAGAUUGAGACUUAAUUGAAUUACAUUAAUGAUUAUAAAUAAGUAUCUUUAUGGAGAAUAUAUUUAGAAUCUUAUGCAUUUGGCAGUAGUAUAUGAUGAGAUUGGAAUUUUAGAAUAUCUAUUAAAUCAUCAUUUAGAUUUAGCAAAUCAAAUUGAUCUUAAAGGACAUACUCCAUUAAGUUUAGCUAUAGAAAAAAAGUAUUAUAGAUUGGUUCAAUUGAUUUUAAAAUAUAAAAUAAAUGUAAAUUUAGGUGGAGGAUUAUAAUCUUCUAAUUUACAUAUUGCAGCAUAACACUGUUAAGUCGAAUUAUUAUAAGAUUUGAUUAAUUUAGGAGCUAAUCCUGCUUAGUAUGAUAUUUUUAAAGAUACUCCAUUACAUAUAGCUAGUGCUUUUGGUGAUCAUAAAAGAGUCAAAUAAUUUUAUUAAGUUUUAUUGUAAUAACCAUUUGAUGUAAAUCACUAAAAUUUAAAAGGAUAAACUUGUUUAGAGAUUCUUAUUGAAAAAAAUAAUUUUAUUACUUUAUAAUUUUGUAGUGAAUGGAAUACUGCAUAAGUAAGAUAAUUUAAUGAUUAAAACCUUUUUAAUUUUUGUAGUAUCAAUCCACACACAAAAUUAUCAUUAUUAGAUAAAUCAGUAUUAACUAAAAGUUUAAUGAUUCAAUAGUUUCUUAUUGAUUUUCAACUUGUUCCUAUUACUUAUUAAACUUUAAUGUUAUGUUUUUUACCUAAAAUUCGUAAUGUUUUCUUAUAUAAAUUAUUAAAGAAAUAAUAAUUGAUAUAUAUUAGAAAUAUAAUAAUCUUUUAGGAAAAUAAUUUCGAAGAAGACACUGAUAGAAUUGCUAAUGUUUCUCCACCAAUAAAAGCAGUUGAGAAAUUAAAUUUAAGUGAUGAAAAUAGUUCUUUUGAUGAUGAUUAAUUGAGUAAUACCAGUGAUAAUGCACCUUGCUAAGUAUCAGAAAAUUUAAAGUAAUUAAAUAGUUGGACACCUAAAUUUCAAAAUAUAAGAAAUGGUAAUGUUAAUUUUAAAAAAUCAUUUUAUGAUAUAAUUUCAAAUUUAACAGAAUGUAUACCAGAUGAUGAAAUAUCUUUAAUACAUUUAAAUAAAGAUAUUAUUAAUAAUGGAACAAAAUUAGUUACCAAAAAGAAUAUGGAUGAAAUUUAUACUUCAAGAUUAGAACAUAAACUAUCUAAAGGGAAUAAAUAAAAUUUGAAGUAGCAUAAUUAUUCUCCAAACAAUAUUCGAAUGAUAGAGAAUAGAAAUUCUAUAUUUAAGUAUGAUAACUAUCACUAAAAAAGAUAGUUAGCAAUUUUAUAAAAAUAAAUGCGUUAAAUCAUCGUCAGUCUUCAGAAUCAUUUGAGAGAGUCCAAUCAAUAAAAUGAAGAAGUUAUAGGUUAAUAUUGUAGAACUCAAUUUCUCAUUUUAGACUAAUUUUUAAGUUCUAAGAUUGGAAAAGAAUUAAUUACAAUUGAUAAACCUCUAUAAAUGGAAAUAAGAACAUUAAGAACUUUAAUAGAGUAGGAUAGAUUCAAAAUAAAAACUGCCAAUCAAGUACUUGAUUUGUUUGAUUUAUUGAAAUGA
This is a messenger RNA of Paramecium sonneborni, 2376 nucleotides long. The record is from the annotation of a GenBank genome assembly. Lineage: Eukaryota; Ciliophora; Oligohymenophorea; Peniculida; Parameciidae.